Messenger RNA from Cydia splendana, 3099 nucleotides. RefSeq names its product caskin-2 (gene ckn). Gene Ontology annotation, molecular function: protein phosphatase binding; signaling adaptor activity. The transcript has 11 exons. Gene Ontology annotation, biological process: cell surface receptor protein tyrosine phosphatase signaling pathway; axonogenesis. Lineage: Eukaryota; Metazoa; Arthropoda; Insecta; Lepidoptera; Tortricidae. Gene Ontology annotation, cellular component: axon; focal adhesion. Bases 400 to 2991 code for a protein of 863 amino acids. The record is from RefSeq and is a predicted model, not a curated record.
AGCCCUGUCAAAGAAGAAAAAACUACGAGAAACGCACAAAGGUCCGGAGCAGUCGCUGGACUUGUUGGGUGCGAUGUUCUGGCGGGAAGAGCAAGGGGGAACGGCUACCGCACGACUCGCGUCGCUUGCACUCCGAGCAGUCAGUUUCUCACCCGCGCUCGUUGUGAACGCACGCGCGCUCUGCUCAGUGAACGAAACGUGUAUCCAAUUUAAACUUGUGACAAAACUUAGUGCACGGACGUCAGUCUUAAGUGGAUCUCAGUGCAGUGUCAGUGACGUUCCAUUAUGAAUGUGUGCUUUAUGUGCUGAAACUAAUUAUCGUGAGUUUCUGGAAACUUAAGCCGAUGGUCCUCUUGAAUAGUAACAUGAAAAUAAAUGGUUCGAGAUAAUUAGUUCAGAAUGACCAUAGACAGAGCUGGAAGACCGCCUGCGCCGCGGCGGGCCUCCUCAACCUAUAGAAGCUACGAUGAACUCGGGAUCAUAGACAGAGGAAGACCGCUUCGGUACCGCCACGGUGGCAUAGAAGACCUCACAGGCUUGGAGUCCAGAACCUACAGAACAUACAACGCACAGGACUUCGACGACAUCACUGUAAUCAGCUCCGAAGAGGUCCCAAAACCUAAAAGGAAAACUAUGGAAGGUUUCGCAAACGGUUUCAGAAGAACGUUUUCCGUGCGAAGCAGAAGAGAGGAACCUGAAGGGAUUCCAAUGGACACAUUUAAUACUCAUGAGGAUAAUUUUGCAACAGUCAGAGGAGCGCCUUUCGGUAGGCGUCGCUCCUUGUCACGUGAUAGAGGAAGCUCUUUACUUGCCAGGAGUUCUUCGGAAGGGGAUGUCAGGCCAGUGUCUGCUCGGGCGCCAGCGCCGGCGCCCCGUCUCCACCGCUGUCUCCGCGCCCUCGGCGGUAGCUGGAAGAACCUUUUACUACUGGGCGGAAUGUCCCGCGGCGGCGCCGCCGCCGGCAAGACGGCCACGGCGAAGCGCGUCCCGCCGCCCGCCGUGCCCGGCGACGCGUUCAGCCCGCAGCACCGACAUUCAGGAUCCUCGUUCGGCUCGCAGGGCUACGCGUCGUGCGAGGAGCAGCCCUACCCGCAGCCGCCUGACACGCCGUCCCACACACGAGAUGACCACUCCGACUACGGUAGCACCGUAUCCGGUGUCUCCGGCGUCUCGGGCGCCAGUGGGAGCCUGGGCAAGAGCCCCGCAGGCGGGGGCACGUUCACGUUCCCACCGCCGUCGCAGCCCCUCACGCAUAAGGCGGCGGUGUACUACCACCAUCAGCUCGCGCUCAGUGAUGAUCAGGGGAUCGACAUGACGCAGAGCCCCGGCCGCGACAGCCCAGGUUCUUCCUCAGGCUCGGCCGGCUCCGGAUCCAGGCACUCUUCAGCAUCACUGGACAGCGGACGCGCGUCAGGUCGCAUGCCACACCACCACCACGCGGCUUGCCAUUGUGGAGACACUGCUGACAGAGUUAGGGCUAUGAUUGCUCAGGGGCUACCUGACCCUGACAUUAUCCACGCAUGGCUAGCAGACCUCCAGAUGGAAGAAUACGCGCGUCUCUUCAUCGAAGCCGGCUACGACCUGCCCACGGUCACACGGAUGACCCCUGAGGACCUCACGGCGGUGGGAAUCAAGAAGCCUAAUCAUAGGAAGCGGUUAAAGGCAGAGCUCGCUAAUCUGAAUGUGCCGGACAACCUUCCUGAUUAUAUACCGGGUUCAUUAGAAGAAUGGCUGCGACUGCUAAGGCUGGAGGAGUACGGGCCAGCGCUCGUGGCGCAGGGGUAUCGUACCGUCCAUGACGUCACACAACUUGCUUGGGAGGAUUUAGAAGACAUGGGCAUAGUUCGUCUCGGACACCAAAAGAAAAUCCUCCUGGCCAUCAAAAGAGUAAAAGAUAUUAGAGCGGGAAAAAGAAGCAUCAGCACCCAAGGGUCCUUGGACUUCACUAGAAUACAGCCCGGACAGGAUUUAUAUCCGAGGGAGCUGCAUUACCAGCCUUGGCAGACACAUGAGAGGAGUUACCAUAAACCUCCCGAUCUUACCUUUGACGCCCUACCGACGCCCCUAUGUGGCACUGAUUUGGUCCCCAUUCAGAUCCGUCACCCGCGCGGCAAAUCUCUAGAGAGCCUCGAAGACCCAUCGGAGCGGUCCUCGCACACGACCUUCUCGCCGGAGGGCUUCUACUACGGCGCGGGGCAGUGGCGCCGCUCCUACGACGACGGCGACAUCACUCCCACCAACGACAGCUACGAGGGCGGCGGCACUCUACCGCGCCCGAGAGGACUCGUCCGGCCGCGGCCCGUCGCUAAGAUCGCAGCCACACCGGCGUACAGAGAAAAAUCCCCCGACUACACUUACGACGAGAUCGCGUACUCCGCGCGGUUACAGCGCGUAGCGUACGGCGCGAGUCCGCACGUGGCCCGGAAACCUCCCCCCGACCCGCCCAAACGCCAGUCCUCCCAAUACGCCCCGUUCUCCCGCUUCGGGCAGACGACGGUGGAGAUCCACCCGGAGAAGAGUCUGCCGCUGAGCCUGCCGGCGUACCCGAGCUCGGACUCGCUGUCGGUGUCGCUGGACAGCACGGGGCUGCUGCCGCCGCCGCCCGCGCCCGCCAGCCCGCCGCGCCGCUACGACGACGACAAGAUCCGGACCGGCUCCGACGCUAGCUUUAAGUCAAGUUCGAGUACAGAAUCGGAUAGCAUUCCAUUCGCGAACGAGAACGCGGGAACGAUAAAGCAGAACCGCGGCCAAAUCGCCGGCCGGCCGCACACGGUCGACUACGGCCGAACGGGCAUCGGGCUUGCCAACCUCCCGCCACGAAACCCAGACAUCAAGCCGACAACCCCACACACCCUCCCAGAAAAAGAUGAGGGAAAAAGCACAGAGCCCGUAGACGUACUGAACGAUAUUGGAAACAUGUUGGCCAACCUCACGGACGAACUAGACGCGAUGCUGGAAGAAGAGAAACGUCAAGGUCUCACUGACUCGUAAAAAAACGCGGAAUAGAGAUGUGUCUAGAAACCGGUAAAUUGUUUUUGCAUUUACUAAAAAUAAAAAAAUCUUUAUUGGGUUUCUAGAUUUUCUUUAUUCGAAACAUUU